This is a messenger RNA of Sorex araneus (European shrew), 4410 nucleotides long. It is a transcript of the gene ANKMY1, whose product is annotated as ankyrin repeat and MYND domain containing 1. The coding region runs from base 769 to 4392 and encodes 1207 amino acids. Lineage: Eukaryota; Metazoa; Chordata; Mammalia; Eulipotyphla; Soricidae. Gene Ontology annotation, molecular function: protein binding. The transcript has 20 exons. The record is from RefSeq and is a predicted model, not a curated record.
CGGAGCUCAUCUCUGGUUCCGAACCGUCCACCGGGCUCCGGGACAGGUGGCCCUGGGACUGCAGGGCCUCCUCGUAUUUUUGCAGCUGAGACCAGAAACCAGGAUUGGGCUCGGCUACCGGGCGGGCGCUCUUCACUGUCUGCAAGGAAAGCUCCAAGUGAGUCCAGAAUUUCAAGGCUGCGAGAGCCCCACUCCAAAUCACAGUCCCCGCCCUUCCAGGUGCCCCGCCCCAAAUCCAGUCCCGCCCUUCCCGGAACUCCCGCCAAAAACCACAGCCCCAGCCCUUCCCGGAAGUCCCGCCCCAAGGCGCAUGCUCCUUCCUUCCCGGAAGAUCCGCCCCAAAGCACUAGCCCCACUAAAAUGCCUGCCCAUCCUAAGGCAAGAGCCCGCCUUCCCGGAAGGCCGCCCACACCCGUGCCCAGCCAUGCCUCGGGCGUUCUCUCCCAGCAUCCGCGGCACUGGGAGGAGCAGCACGCCUAGCAGGGGGCGCGGCACACCGGAAGUCCCGCCCCGGAGGAAGCCCGCAGAAGUUCCGCCCCGUGGGAGGAAAGCCCCGCCCCCGAAAGGGCCGGCCCCCCGGGAGGGCCGCUCCCCGGAAAGAAGGCCCGCCCCUCGAAGGAAGCCCCGGAAGGGCCGCCCACCUGGAAGGCGCGCGCCAGGCUGAGGCCUCGGUGCCGCAUGAGAUAGGCUGUGCAGACGGUGGCCGAGCGGCUGCGGCCGUUCUUGCAGUAUACGAGGCAGGCACCGCCGGCGCGCACCGUGGCCUCCAUGGCGGCGCAGGUGUCCUCCAGGUGCUCGAGCAGGUCCUCGGCCGGGUCGUCGAACACAGGCACGCGCAGGUGGGCCACGCCGGGCGCGCUCGGCGGCGGCUGCUGGCGCGAGACGUUGACGCAUAGCGUGACGCCCGCGCGCGCCAGCGCUUCCGGCCCGGCCGCGGCGCGCGCGCUCCCGAGGAAGAGCCCGGGGGCGACGCGCACGAAGGGCGGCGGCGCGGGAGCGGCGGCCGCGGGCUGCAUGGCUGGCUGCUGGGGCGUUGUGCCCGAGGGACCGCCCGCGCAUUGGCGCUUCAAGCGCCGCGUCCUCGCGAACUGUCGCGCCGUGACUGUGGUGCGCGGCCCCGUCCCGAGCCCCGUGCAGGCCUCGGCGCCCCGGCCCGCCGUCCCCGGGCUAGGACAGAGGAGACUCGGCCGUGCGCUGGCCCCUCCCUCUGCUUUCACCCCCCGGAGGGCAUCCGUGGGCCUCUCCCAGGUGGUGGGUGACAGCCUGGAGCCUCCCUCGCCCUCCGUGGCCCCUGUGGGCCAAGAGCUCGGCGCACCUGUGGCCCCUGACGAGGAGCAGAAGGCAUCUCCGUUGUCCGGGGAUGGGCAGACCGUGUGGAGCCCGGCGGGCUCCGGGCAGAGGAGCCCCUCCGAACCCCCGGAGGAGGAGAUGCUGGACUUCUGCAGGGAUCUGGAGCUGGACCACGUCAUGCAGGAGUGGCAGGACGGCUGCGUGUACCAGGGGGAGUUGGGCCAUGGCAUGAGGAUGGGCUGUGGGCAGUUCUCCUGGCCGACAGGCGAGGUGUACCGCGGGCAGUUCUACCGGGACCACCGCCACGGCGUGGGCACCUACAUGUGGCCGGACGGCUCCAGUUUCACAGGCACGUUUUACCUCAGCUCCCGAGAAGGCUACGGCACCAUGUACCUUAAGCCCAGUGUCUUCAAGGGGCUGUACAAGGCAGACAGGCGGUUCGGGCCUGGCUUCGAGACGUACACCGAUGGCAGCCAGGACGUGGGGCUGUGGCUCCGGGAGCACCUCAUCCAGCUGUGCACGCCUGUGCCCAUGGGCUUCUCCAUGCAGGACCACCCCGAGUUCUCCAGCUUCCUGAGCUGCACCCCGGCACGAGCCAGGCUCUCUGACGAGCCCAGGGCAGAGCAGGCGCCCGGCCCCGAGCCGGACCCCUUCCCCUACCCUUACAAGCAGCUCCUGCAGGACGACGGCCUGGCCCUGCCCCCAGACAUGGACGUCUACUCCACCGACAGCGGCCACCUGCCCCUGCCCGCCUCGAUGCAGCAGGACCUGGACACCCGCAUCUUCCUCAGCGAGACGCCCCCGCCCAAGGACGAGAAGCCUUGGGCCGUCAAGAACGAGACCCCCUUGUUGGUCCAGAUGCAGAGGCAUGCCUACAGGUUCAGGCACAGGACAGCGCAUGGCAGAUGGAGGAUGGACGCCAUCCUGGCGGGGGACCGCACGGGCUUCGGGCAGCCGGGGCCCAAGGAGCAGCUGGCGGCGGAGAUGAUCCUGAAGGCCGGGCAGGGCGACCUCGACUGGGUGCGCCUCGUCCUGCAGAGCAAGCACACCAGCCCCGACGUGGCCGACUCCCGGGGCUACUGCGCGCUGGCCUCUGCCGCCGUCCACUGCCACACGGACAUCGUCCAGCUCCUCCUGGACUACGGGGCCGACGUGAACAAGUGCUCGGACGAGGGCCUCACGCCGCUCGCCAUGUGUGUCCUGCUCUACUACCCGGCCUGGACCUUCAAGUGCAACGUGGCCGAACGCACAGUGUCCCUGUUCAAGCAGGACAUCACCUGGGACACCCCGAGGCUCGCCGUGUGCUCUGCUCACACCCUCUCCAAUGUGGACAUGGGGCCGCAGCCCGUGCACAGAGAGGACUCUGUACCCACUGCGGGCCCCCACGAGGUGAGUCUGGCGCUACCCCCAGCGCCCUUGGAAGGCUCCUUCGAAGCCACGUCCUCCGCCCCGGAGAUGUCGUGGGAGUCCAGCGAGCUGUGGAGCAGUUUACAGGACUGGAGCUCCUCGCACGGGGACAGCCUCAGCGACCUGGAGUUGGACCUGGACGUCAGGUCUGGCCAUCAGGGCAAGCUGAGCUCUCAGAGCCUCUUCGAGUCCAUGCUGUGCGUGCGGAACUUCUCCGUCAGGCUGUCGCGGGACAUCGUGGAGCGGGGCGUGCUGGCCUCCUAUGGCCUGCACCGGCUGUCCUCGCUCCAGUGCAGCGACUCCAGCAGGGGUGGCCUGUGGAAGAUGGUGCAGUCCAUGGCGGAGCAAAGGAGCCGGUGGUCGACCAUCUGCAUGCUGCUGCGCCGUGGCGCUGACCCCAACCUGAGCCGCGUGCCCAUGCCGGUGCUCUUCUUUGCCGUGAAGGCAGGAGACGUGGACGGAGUGCGGCUGCUGCUGGAGAGCGGGGCCCGCACCGACAUCCACUACCCCCCUGAGCUCAGGUCCCUGACCCCCCUGCACAUCGCGGCUGCCCUGCCCGGGGAGGAGGGCACCAAGAUCACCGAGCUGCUGCUCCACGCCAUCACUGACGUGGACGCCCGGGCCUCAGACCAGGAGGAGUUGUACAAACCCCACCAGCAGGAUCUCCAACCAUCCACCAUGAAGCUGAGCGGUGAGCUGGGUCCCCCCAGCAACUACUAUAACAUGCCGGCCUCCGGGGAGGGGAGCCAGGGGGGCCGGACGCCUCUGCACGUGGCCUGUGAGCGCAACGACAAUGAGAAGCAUGCCCAGGAUGUGGUCCAGCUUCUCCUGUCCCACAAGGCAAACCCCAACCUGCUGUGGAGUGGGCACUCCCCACUCUCCCUGGCCAUUGUCAGCAGGAAUGACCUGAUCGUGAAGGAGCUGCUGACCCAUGGUGCUGACCCCAACCUGCUGCUGACCAAAGGCCUGGGCAGUGCGCUCUGCGUGGCCUGUGACAUCAGCUGUGAGAACCACAGGAGCCUGGACAGCUCCAUCGCCCUGAUCGACCGGCUCAUCAGUUUCGGGGCUGACAUCCUGAACCCCGUGACGCUCACGCAGGGGGACAGGGUGGCCGUGGGCACUGCUGUGGACUACGGGUACUUCCGGUUCUUCCAGGACCGCAGGAUCUCCCACAGCGCCUUCCACACGCUCCUGCCGCACGAGCGUGACACGCUGGUGGCCUGGAAGAGGCUGCUGGAGCACAUGGGCUUCCUGCUGCGCAGCGCCGUCCUGGCCCGCGAGGCCCAUUGGGAGCCCCGCGUCCUGUACCUGAGCAAGCGAGCGGAGCUGAUCCACUACAACAGGCUGAGGCGGAAAGGCCUGGGCAAGAAGAUGUCCAUCCGAGAGGACCCCAUGCAACCCCCUUGCAGGGUACCCUUCUUCAAGUUCUGCUACCAGUGUGGACGCUCCGUGGGGGUGCGGCUGGUGCCCUGCGUCCGCUGCUAUGGCGUGCUGACGUGCAGCAAGUCCUGCAAAGGCCGCUUGUGGGUGGACAUCCACAAGAAGGAGUGCGGCCAGUUCCAGGCGCUGGGUGCUGGGACACAUUACCACAGGAUCACAAUCCCCAGGCUGCACAGGGUGCACAGGGCAGUGGCUCUUCACAAGGAACAUGCGAGCCCCAACCGGCUGCACUACACAGACUACAGCCAGGAAUGAGCGGGGCCGCCCACUGCA